Capsella rubella is the source of this 1026-nucleotide messenger RNA. RefSeq lists its product as uncharacterized. Bases 1 to 1026 code for a protein of 341 amino acids. The transcript is spliced from 3 exons. NCBI's taxonomy places the organism in Eukaryota, Viridiplantae, Streptophyta, Magnoliopsida, Brassicales, Brassicaceae. The record is from RefSeq and is a predicted model, not a curated record.
AUGUCACUUCUCGAUGAAGAGAUGAACGGUGUCCCUGUUGACCAAGAACCCGAUGAUGAAGAUGUGGAAGAUAUAACCGCUCGAAACGACUACAACCUAGAGCAAGCAAUCAUCGAAUUUGUCGAUGAACCGUCGAUUCGUCACGAUACCAUUCCCGAAAGUGACAGUGAUGAAGAAGAAGAAGAUGUUCCAGGGAUGAGAUGUCGUAACGAGAUCCGACGUGGUGAUGGAAAUUUGUACAAGAACCAAAUUUUCUACAACAAAAUCGCCUUUAAAGAAGCUGUCCUCGACUACAGUCUUCGCACAUCUAGGAAUAUCAGACAGUACAGGUAUGAUAAAACUAAACUUGGGUACCGUUGUAAUGCUGAAGGUUGUAAAUGGCGUAUCUACUGCUCUGUUGUCUCUAAUUCGGAUAAGUGGGAAGUUAAGAGAUUCAUUGAUAAUCAUAGUUGUUCGGUUAAUGGGGAGUGUGAGUUGAUGAAAGUGCCAGUGAUUGCAAGAUUAUUUCUACACAAGAUCCGGGAGGAACCAGAUUAUUUCAUGCCAAUGAAGAUUGAAGAGUUGAUAAUUAAGAAAUGGAAGAUUAGUGUAUCAAGACCUCAGUGCCAAUCUGCUAGGCUUAAAGCUUUGAAAUGGAUAGAUAAAGAAUAUGAAGAGCAGUUUGCACGGAUUAGAGAUUUUACUUCUGAGAUGGAAGAAUCAAAUCCGGGUUCUACUGUGGUUGUGGAUACACUGACAAAUGAGAAAGGUGAGGAUGAAUUCAAUAGAUUUUAUGUGUGCUUUGACAGUCUUAGAAGAACCUGGAAGGAGACAUGUAGGCCAAUAUUGGGAGUAUAUGGUUGUUUCUUAAGAGGGAAAACAAAAGUGGAGAAUGGCCCUAAUUGGCUUUGGUUUGUGAACAAGGUUAAAGCUGAUUUGGGACUAGGAGAUGGUGAAGGAUACAUCAUCGUCUCAGAUCGUCAGAAGGGUGUAAUUAGAGCUGUGCAGAUCGAGUUACCAAAGAUUGAACAUAUAGGAUGUGUGUGA